AUGGCCUUCCGCCCUGCCAUCCUUGCGCUUUCCAAGGCCCUCUUCACCAUUGGGGCCGCGGCCGCUCCCGUCCACGUCAUGGACAAGCUUCACGACGGCAACGAGGAGGAGGCCGGCACCGACCUCUGGGUCCUCUACCUCGCCUCCAUCUUCCUCGUUCUCCUCGGCGGUGCUUUUGCCGGCCUUACCAUCGCCCUCAUGGGGCAGGACGGUAUAUACCUCCAGGUAAUCGCGAAAGAUCCUGCCGAUCCCCAGCAAAAGAACGCGAAGAGGGUCUUCCAGCUCCUACAGAAGGGAAAGCACUGGGUUCUCGUCACGCUGCUCCUUAGUAAUGUCAUCGUGAACGAGACCUUGCCCGUUGUGCUCGACCGCUGUCUUGGAGGUGGCGUUGCUGCCGUCGUUGGCUCUACCGUCUUGAUCGUCAUCUUCGGCGAAGUAGUUCCUCAAUCCGUUUGCGUCCGCUAUGGCCUGGCCAUCGGUGGCUUCAUGUCCAAACCCGUCCUGCUGCUGAUGUACCUCAUGGCCCCUGUGGCAUGGCCGACUGCGAAGCUGCUCGACUGGGCCCUAGGCGAGGAUCACGGUACUGUCUACAAGAAGAGCGGCCUCAAAACCCUCGUCACUCUGCACCGUACUCUGGGAGAUGUCUCGGAGCGGUUGAACCAGGACGAGGUCACAAUCAUCGCCGCAGUCCUUGAUCUCAAGGAGAAACCUGUCCAUGCCGUCAUGACGCCAAUGGACGAUGUCUUUGUCAUGUCCGAGGAGACGGUGCUGGACCAGGAGACAAUCGAUAUGAUGCUGUCGGCUGGCUACUCGCGCAUCCCUAUCCACGAGGCCGGGAACCCCACCAACUUUAUAGGGAUGCUGUUGGUCAAGAUUCUCAUCACCUACGACCCCGAGGACUGCAGGAAGGUCAGGGACUUUGCUCUGGCCACCCUACCCGAAACACGACCCGAGACAAGCUGUCUGGACAUCAUCAACUUCUUCCAGGAGGGCAAGUCACACAUGGUUCUGGUGUCCGAGUCUCCAGGAGACGACCACGGUGCCCUCGGUGUUGUCACCCUCGAGGAUGUCAUUGAAGAAUUGAUUGGCGAGGAGAUCAUUGACGAGUCAGACGUAUACAUUGAUGUACACAAGGCUAUCCGUCGCAUGGCCCCAGCUCCCAAGGCUCGGUACCAGCGUCGUUCUUCUCACACCGGCCGGCCUGUCGCCGAUGUGACUGACGGCAAGUCUAGUGAAGACACAAAAGUCGGCGAGGAGGAUGGUUUAGAGAACGAUGCAGACGGGAAAGGACAGCUCAUAUUGCUGCGCCGAAGCUCCGCUGGAAUCGACGGCAGGAUGGAGAGCGUGUCUGUGCGGGCGAACUUUGAUGAUAUCAAGCAGCAUCUGAAGCACCUCGGCCCGUCGAAUCGGGCCUCCAACCCGAAAGUCACGCGAUCGACCACCGUCAAGAUCAAGCCCGGUCUUGUUGUACAUGAGCAGCCCCGGUCGAACUCUGUGGCAGAAGAGAUCAUACCAGAGGUCGCGAGCAACGAGGAGGGUGGCGAGACAACAUCUCUGCUGGGAGGCGCAAAGGAUGGUGUGCAUGCCCUGGCCCAGAGCUACGGCGCAAUCGGGACAGGGGCGCUCUCGAGACCUCUCACUCCCCGAAUCCAGACAACCGAUCUAUUCAACCAGGAGGACCAGGCGACGCAGACAUCGGCGCACCCCAGCAUCGCAGAAGCCAAGACAACAGCCACAUCGCCCGGAGCAGAGGAGCAGCGGUCGCCAAGGUCCACCUCGGGCAGCGAGACGGAACGACUCGAGGCAGGUCCAUACGGUCACCGGACAGGACUCUUUGCCCGCAGUGGUAGCAUCACAGAGCAAGUCGUAGAGACACGGGGCAUCAAGAAGACCGUACUCGAGACCACCAGCUCAACUGACGAGGAAGAAGACCAGCGGUACCGUAAGAUGGCCACCCGGUCGAACGUUAGUCUCUCAUCGGGAGCACUUCUCUCUCCUGUGCUAGGGGCUGAAGAGGAAGAAGAUGAGCCUGGUAGUGCUGCUGCGGCAUCGACACCAAGUCUGCCGACCGAGAGCACUGGAGAUGGCAGCAAUCAGAGCGGAGGCAGCAACGGAGGCAGCAAUGGAGGCAGCAAGAAAAAGACGCGCAGAAAGAAGAGAAAGGGCAAGUCUUAGAUUGACUUCCUGCUCGCCUGGUGAUGUUCCUGCCUGAGUACUCACUAUUUUUUGGCGCUAUUCUUAUUGGGACAACAAAAAACGAAACUGUUUUGUUUUUCAAGUCUGCAUCGGACAAAAAUUAAGUGGUCGUCUGCAUCGUAAUCAUAUGGAAGAGGGAGAUAUUAUGUAUCAUUAACACAUGGCUGGGGGCGGAAUUGGUAGCAAUGGCAUUUACACAACCACUGUAGUAUGAACUCUGAAAAGACAUUGUGGACUUUU
Molecule: messenger RNA, 2436 nt
Organism: Cryphonectria parasitica EP155
Lineage: Eukaryota; Fungi; Ascomycota; Sordariomycetes; Diaporthales; Cryphonectriaceae
Product: DUF21-domain-containing protein
Exons: 4
Coding region: 1-2175 (724 amino acids)
Biological process (GO): magnesium ion homeostasis
Cellular component (GO): intracellular membrane-bounded organelle
Source: RefSeq, a predicted model, not a curated record